This is a messenger RNA of Sordaria macrospora k-hell, 1053 nucleotides long. RefSeq lists its product as uncharacterized. Lineage: Eukaryota; Fungi; Ascomycota; Sordariomycetes; Sordariales; Sordariaceae. Gene Ontology annotation, molecular function: iron ion binding; inositol oxygenase activity. The record is from RefSeq and is a predicted model, not a curated record. Gene Ontology annotation, biological process: inositol catabolic process. Gene Ontology annotation, cellular component: cytoplasm.
AUGGCACCCUCAGCCACCUACCCCAUCACCAGCACCCACUCGGGCGCCGACCUCGAAGCCAUCUCCGACGCCGUCGACGAGAUCAACGUCCUCAAGUUCAAAGCCGCCCAACAAGUCACUGAACUCCUCGACUCCGACUGUUAUUCCUCCUCAUCUCCCACCUCCACAGCCGCCACCUCUCCCUCCGCUACUCACCACGACCAAGCCCAAGACCAUGAAGACCUCGGCGACUUUGACACCCCUUCGCACUUCGACUCCACAAAAGACCACUCCCGCUUCCGGCAAUACACCACCGCCGAGUCCCGCGUGCUCAACUUCUACGCCGAGCAACACGCCAAGCAAACCGUCUCUCACAACGUCGCUGCUCGCGCGCGCUUCAACAGUCCCGACCGCAAGAGGCCGGAGAUGACCAUCUGGGAGGCUAUCGAGUGUCUGAACUCUCUCAUUGACGAGUCCGACCCUGAUACCGAGCUAAGCCAGAUCCAGCAUCUUCUGCAAUCCGCCGAGGCGAUCAGACGCGAUGGCAAGCCACGGUGGAUGCAGUUGGUCGGGUUGGUUCACGAUCUGGGGAAGUUGAUGCUUUUCUUUGAGCUGGCGACAGGACAAUGGGACGUUGUUGGCGACUCGUUUCCCGUUGGCUGUCGGUUCUCUGAGAAGUGUAUCUUGCCUGAGAGCUUCGCUGUAAACCCUGAUUCGACACAUCCGGUGUACAGCACCGAGCACGGGAUUUAUGCUCCGGGGUGCGGAAUCGAGAAUCUGAUGAUGAGCUGGGGCCAUGACGAAUACUUGUAUCAGGUCCUGAAAGACCAGAGCUUGUUGCCGCGGGAGGGGCUGGCGAUGAUCCGCUUCCAUAGCUUCUACCCGUGGCAUCGCGAGGAGGCGUACGGGUGGGCGAUGAAGGAGGGCGAUGGAGAGCUGAGGAGGGCGGUGAGGGCUUUUAAUCCGUAUGAUCUCUACUCGAAGAGCGAUGAGCCGGUUGAUGUUGAGGCUGUUAAGCCUUACUACACCGAGUUGAUCAACGAGUUCUUCCCGCAAAAGGUCAUCAAGUGGUAG